Zeugodacus cucurbitae (melon fly) is the source of this 2665-nucleotide messenger RNA. RefSeq names its product heat shock 70 kDa protein cognate 5 (gene Hsc70-5). Gene Ontology annotation, biological process: cellular response to unfolded protein; protein refolding. The coding region runs from base 135 to 2177 and encodes 680 amino acids. Gene Ontology annotation, cellular component: mitochondrion; cytoplasm. Gene Ontology annotation, molecular function: ATP-dependent protein folding chaperone; misfolded protein binding; ATP binding. The record is from RefSeq and is a predicted model, not a curated record. NCBI's taxonomy places the organism in Eukaryota, Metazoa, Arthropoda, Insecta, Diptera, Tephritidae. The transcript is spliced from 6 exons.
AUUGUUAUUUGUCGAAAAGGGGAAAACGUGCUGCUGUUCUUUUUCUAAUUCACACGAGAUUGUGAAGUUCGAGAAAUUUUCCAAAAACGAGAUAUUGUUCAAAGAAUUUAAUUUCGGUUUAAAACAAUUAGAAAAUGUUGAGAAUACCAAAGUUCGUGCCACGAUUGAUUGGGCAGCGUUUAGCAGCUUCUGAUUAUGGAAAAAUCUUAUCUAAGAACACUCUGGUUGUAGAUAAUGGAGUCGGUACCCAACUUCGCCAUAAAUCUGGCGAAGUUAAAGGAGCGGUCAUUGGUAUAGAUUUGGGUACUACAAAUUCUUGCGUGGCUGUAAUGGAAGGUAAACAAGCCAAAGUCAUUGAAAAUGCAGAAGGUGCACGUACUACACCAUCUCAUGUUGCCUUCACCAAAGACGGUGAACGUUUAGUUGGAAUGCCAGCAAAGCGCCAGGCUGUAACGAAUUCCGCGAACACCUUUUAUGCAACUAAGCGUUUAAUUGGUCGUCGUUUUGAUGAUUCUGAAAUUAAGAAAGAUUUGAAAAAUUUAUCGUACAAAGUGGUUAAGGCAUCGAACGGCGACGCUUGGGUUUCAUCAACCGAUGGCAAAGUAUACUCUCCUUCGCAAAUUGGUGCUUUUAUUUUGAUGAAAAUGAAAGAAACUGCCGAAGCGUAUCUCAAUACACCUGUUAAAAAUGCUGUCGUAACUGUACCUGCCUACUUCAACGAUUCACAACGUCAAGCCACUAAAGACGCUGGUCAAAUUGCUGGUCUAAAUGUGUUGCGUGUUAUUAACGAACCUACCGCUGCGGCCCUAGCCUAUGGAAUGGACAAGACAGAUGACAAAAUUAUUGCAGUUUAUGAUUUAGGUGGUGGUACUUUCGAUAUAUCGAUUUUGGAGAUUCAAAAGGGUGUAUUCGAAGUUAAGUCAACAAACGGUGAUACACUUCUUGGCGGUGAAGACUUCGAUAAUACAAUUGUUAACUACUUGGUUACUGAAUUUAAAAAGGAUACAGGUAUCGAUAUUACCAAGGAUAAUAUCGCUAUGCAACGUUUAAAGGAAGCUGCUGAGAAGGCUAAAUGUGAGUUAUCCUCAUCACAACAGACGGAUAUUAAUUUGCCAUACUUAACCAUGGAUGCUUCCGGUCCACAACAUAUGAAUUUGAAAAUGACUCGUGCCAAGCUUGAAAGCCUUGUUGGUGAUCUAAUUAAGCGUACAAUUCAGCCCUGCCAAAAGGCACUUUCCGAUGCUGAAGUAUCCAAGACAGAAAUCGGUGAAGUUCUCUUGGUCGGUGGUAUGACGAGAAUGCCUAAGGUUCAGCAAACAGUACAAGACCUGUUCGGUAGACAACCAUCGCGUGCUGUCAAUCCCGAUGAGGCUGUAGCUGUCGGCGCAGCAGUACAAGGUGGAGUACUCGCUGGCGAUGUUACCGACGUCUUAUUGCUCGACGUCACACCAUUGUCUCUGGGUAUUGAAACAUUAGGCGGAGUAUUCACCAGACUUAUUUCUCGCAAUACAACCAUCCCCACUAAGAAAUCGCAGGUAUUCUCCACGGCUGCAGACGGUCAAACUCAAGUGGAAAUCAAAGUGCAUCAAGGCGAGCGCGAAAUGGCCGCUGAUAACAAAAUGCUAGGUUCGUUCACAUUGGUAGGCAUUCCACCAGCACCACGUGGUGUUCCCCAAAUCGAAGUUGUGUUCGACAUUGACGCUAACGGUAUUGUUCACGUAUCUGCCAAAGACAAGGGUACCGGAAAGGAACAACAAAUCGUUAUCCAAUCCGGCGGUGGUUUGAGCAAGGACGAAAUUGAAAACAUGAUUAAAAAAGCUGAGGAAUACGCUGCUACUGACAAAAAGAAACGUGAGCUAAUUGAAUUAGUAAACCAAGGUGAGAGUAUUGUUCAUGACACCGAAACCAAAAUGGAAGAAUUCAAGAGCCAGUUGCCAGCUGAAGAAUGUGAGAAGCUUAAGAAGGAAAUCGCCGAUUUGCGUACGCUUUUGGCAAAUAAGGAUACAGCUGAACCCGAGGAAGUACGAAAAGCCACCAGUCAAUUGCAGCAAUCAUCUCUGAAACUGUUUGAAAUGGCUUACAAAAAGAUGUCAGCGGAACGCGAAAGUAGCGCUGGUAGCGGAAGCAGCAGUUCUGAACAAACCUCUUCCGAAGAGAAAAAGGAAGGAAAGAAUUAGAUAGUCUGCUUUAUUUGAUGGGUACUAGUGUGUGAAUAAUAUUGCGUAAAUGUUAUUAUAGUUGAAUAUUUUCAAGUGUCCAUUCUACGUUCGAAACAGCCGAUAUAUUAAAGGUCAUGCGAUUAUACUGAUCCAUAAAUAUUUUAUUGUUUAUUAUGGCAUCUGAAAAUCAAAUGAGCGCAUCUAGACGUUGCUAUGCAAUAAGAUGUGGCCACAAGUUUAAUUGUAUGUGGUUCUUGUUUAAUUAAUAAAAUAGGGUAGUUUCUAAAAACUUAGUUUAAAAACAGGAGAGAAGAACAUCUGAUGAAUAUUCACAUACAAAUUAAUAAACUUAAAUGGGUUAUUUUUAAGCAGUUGAUUGUUAGUGAUUUACUUUUUGUAAAACGAGCGUACGUAAAAUUACUUAUAUUUUCUUGUGAAGUACAUUAAUAUGAAAACAUACAUGUAUGUAUUAAUAAUAAAUAAAUAUAAAUAGUCUACAAAAUCAA